GUAGAUCACGGCCUGGGCGUCGGCAGUUCACUCACUGCUGCUGCGUAGGAAACAACAAAACACCUCUUCACACUGAGAGAGCUCGGAGGUGUCUCUUACAUAAACUUAAGCGUAAUAUAAAACAUAAAAUGCAUUCAGUCACGCUGGACAGCAGUGGUUCGCCAAAGAAACGGACGUUAUCUCGAGGACUGAGCGAGGAUGAGUCGCUCCGCAGCAUUAUAAAAGAGACCGAGAGUUCAUCUAGGCGUCUGGCACGAAGCGACAGCCGAGCAGGCACCCUGAAGAAGAGAACUGACAGCCAGCAGUCUGACCAGGAUAUCUACAUGGGACUCCCAGAAAUGCUGGAGCUGCAAGCCGGCUAUGACGAAGUGGUGCAGGAGCUGCGUGGGCUGGAGGUCGAGCGAGAGACUCUGUUGUUCCAGGUGGAUGUCCUGCAGGACACGCUGGAGGGUGUAGAGGAGCUGCUGGCUGAGGCUCAGAGGGAAGCUGGACAGGCCAGUUCGGAGUUGGGACGAGAGAGGGAGGCCAAGAGGAAACUGGAGAGCAUGGUCUGCUCGCUGACGCAAGAGGUGGAGAGAUUAAAAGAGGACAGUAAUAACAAACCGUCUGCUCCAGCGGACACACAUGGAGGUGUGGACGAGGUAACGAGUCAAGGACACCAAAUGAAAAAUGUUGCAAAGGAACUGAUGAAAGACGCCUCGCUGUGUGAACCUCCCAGCGGUGAGAGCCGAGGAAGUGUGUCAGAGGAAGUGGUCGAGAGUGAAGGGGAAGACGGGGAAGGUAGCGUCCUGACGAAGCUGAGGAAGCUGGUCAGUAAGCCGCUGAGCCACUUGCCCUCUCUUGCAGUGGAGAACCUAUUCUCCGUAGAUGGGGUCCUGCAGAGGCCUUACGAAAACGGCGUAGAGGACGGACGAGAUUCAGACAGCAUAAGUGCCUAUGAGGAUGCAUCUGCUGACACUCCAGAGCAGGACAGGAUGUUUCCGGGGGAAGAGGACGCUUUGGAUCUGCCUGAUGAUUCAGAGGGAGGUUCUCCUAACGACUGCCAUGACGGGGAGCCCCAAGACCCCAAAAACGCUGAAGCUUGCGUUGUGUCUUAAUCUGUUAUAUCUACUACCGGGCAACAGAUCAUUGAUUAUUGAUCAUUUUGGUGUAAUUCAGGAGCUCUUUGAAUCACCCACAUCUGAUACUUAUGUCCUUUGAGGUCAACAAUAACAUUCAGAGCUCCAACAUGUUGUCGAUUUUGACAAUUGAUUAAUUGGUUCAAUAAUUUAUCAAAAACAUGCCAAACGUGAGGAUUCGCUGCUUUUUGUUUAUCAUUUAUAUCGUCAAAGAAAUAUCUUUGGGAAUUUGAAGAAGUCACCAAAGACUCUGGGAAAUGUAUCGUUAAUUCUUCACUAGUUUGUGUCAUUUUAUAAUGAAGUAAUUAAUUGAUUAGUCAGCAGCUUAAUUGAUAAUGAUAAUAAUGGUUAGGUGCAGCCCUAGUUGUAAUACACUGUAAGUUUCAGUUUUAAAUUUACAACCUAAAGAAACUCAGGAUCCAGGUGGUUUACUAGCUGGAAAUCCACUAAUGACUACUUUAAUAUUAUUUGCCAAUAGUUACUUUUUAAUAUCUGUCCUAACUUUUUUUUUUUGUAAUGCGUGGAUAGACAUGGGGGGAAAAAAAGUCCAUGCUGCUUUGACCGUUUACCUCUUUUAAUCUUUAAAUAAAGGUCUGUUGUAUACUAACAGCUGCCGGGACACAAAUCAGGAUUUACCUGUAGACACAACAGUGAGCUCUGUAAGUAUCUGGACGGGGACAGUUGAUGUUUUGGCUCCAAUCACAUUAGAAAAGUCGGGAAUUUAGAGACAUUUCAGACGCUCGCAGUUGUUAACUGCAUUUAAAGAUAUUUGGUGUGGCUGUCCUCAGCUGCAGAACUCACUGUACAGAAGGUUUAGGACAUGUUUGAUCGAUCUUUGGAAGCUAAGAGCAGCUACAGGUAAUCAAAGGCAGUUGUUUGAAGGGUUAUAAGAUGCAGAUUAAGGGAAAAUGCCAUCUUUUUGCUGCCUUGCUGAUCUUUACAAGAAGAUUUAUUUUUUUAUCUUUUAUAUACGUCCCUUUUUUCUGUUUUUCUGUUGAAUCUAGGGAAAUUGUUUUGGCUGCAUUUGCACUUUCUAAAGUUCUUGUAUUGUGGCAUAAAUUUGUCCGAUUACAUUACAAACAACAUUCCCCUUAACAACCAAACACGUCAGCGAGAAGUAAUCAGCUGACCAGCAGCAGGCUGCCCGCAUGGUAACACUGUACGUUUGCACAUUUGCAGUGAAACUUGCUGAAACUAGUCUCUUUGGAUGUCUCCGAUUGCUGUAAACACUUUGUAUUUAAUCGCAUUUCUUUUUUAUAAUGUUACAUUUCUUUUAUCCUUUCACCUCAUUUGUGAUAUUUUGCAUGAGCACCUAAGAAUGUAUAUCGAUUUCCAAACUGCACAUGGAUUGAUCUGUCAUUUAUUAGUACUUUUGCACGCAGUACACAUGUAUAAGAUAAUACUUUGAGCUAAGGUAUUUACUGCGACAAUUGGUGUUUUAAAGGGAUUUAAAUCUGUGUUGCAAAUAAUGUAUCAUUCUGUUAUUUCUGGGUUUUAAAGGUCAAACUUAAGCAAAAUGAUCAAAUAAUUUUGAUGUGACACUAAUGUUUCUUUUUGUUUUUAAUGAAAAUUACAAUUUUGAUAUCUGAUUUCUGUCACACAAAAAGGGAACAAUAUUAAUACAUUUAUGGAAAUUUAAAAUGGGACGAAUGUUGCAUUUAGAUGCUUAUCACUUUGUGGGUUUGUAAUGUUUGUAUUGAAUCUUUUGUAGUUCUAUCACUCAGUCUUAUUUCAAUGCUGGUUCUCAUGCUAAUACUUGACUAUCUGUUGUGUUGGCUGCCAUGAUGCACAAACAGCUCAGAUUCCUUUUGUUUCUUUUCACACAAAAUGAGCUGAUAGGAUGUUACUGUAGUGCUGUGUGGAGGCACUGUGGUCAGUUCAUCAGGUCAUGUUUCUACAUGAACACAUCAAUCAUUGGUUGUUUCUGUUAUCAGCAAUUAAUCUUACCUUCCUAUUGAUUUCUUGCCAGGUCAAAGAAUUUGGUUUGUUGUAAUAAACCAGUACAGUUACAUCAAUCAUCAUUUUUAAAUGUACUUAAUUUUCUUAUAUGAGCGUCUGGUGCUGUUCAGCAUAUUGAGCGCACAGAAGUGAGUUUUUCUGGGACAAUUUAUUAAGUAAUCAUGUUUCAUUUUCCUCAAUGCAAAUAAUUUCUUACUGUAAUAAGAUGCGUCUUUUGGGUCUAGAUAUUUUGGACUUGUCCUGAGCUUUGUAUUAAAUGUUCAGAUGUAAAUUACAUACGUUUAUACUUGUAAUGGGAAAUACAUUCCAGACAUAUCAAAAUAAAAAGUGAAUAUUG
Molecule: messenger RNA, 3414 nt
Organism: Cottoperca gobio
Lineage: Eukaryota; Metazoa; Chordata; Actinopteri; Perciformes; Bovichtidae
Product: leucine-rich repeat flightless-interacting protein 1
Exons: 6
Coding region: 129-1097 (322 amino acids)
Source: RefSeq, a predicted model, not a curated record